AGCAUUCAGACUCUGGAAUGAAGAAGUUGAAAUUCAGAGGAGCUGAGUCCAUACUACCCUUACAGAAUAGGCAGGUGAAGAAUUCUCCGCAGGAGUGGCCUGCCUUCUGUUUUCCUGCCAGCUGGCAUAGCGUCCAGUCCAAGUGCAGUGCUGUUUCUCUUUGUGUACCAGAGAUGUGUCGAAUCCCAGCUCUGCCCAGAGCAAGGCGGUGAGUGUCCAGCACCACCUAAUCCAGAGAGGGAUGGAGUCAGCCUGCAGAAGUGGAAAGACGCGGAAUCACGCUCCAGUGGGCUGUCGCGCUGCAAGUUUCUGAGCAUUUUUAUUUUGUCAUUCUGGAUGGGAACAUUUAAGAUACUCUGUGGGGGAGUACGAAUCAGACAUAUACAUCAGACAUACGUGAGACUUUCAUUCUUCUUCUGCAGGAUCUUGCUGCCCCUUGGGCUGAGAUGCAGAACUGGAGAACCAAAUGUGGCAAAAUUUCACUUGUGACAUCCUUUGUCAUUAGGGGUGCAUUGCAAAACAUGCUGAUUCUUUGAGGAAUGACAGGUGAGUUCUGUCAUUUAUUCUUUGCUCCAUACAGAUGAGGGAUGUGUUAAGAGAAGUGGUGUAACAGAAAUGUACGUCAUGGAAACAUUUUCCAGGCUAUUGCAGAAAGAGUUGUCUUUGAAACAUUGAUUAAAUUUGGAUCUUUUCUCACAUCAUGGUUAUUUUAGAUCAUUUUAUGAUGUCUGUGACUAUAUCACUGAGAGAAUGGAAAAGGAACCAUUCCUCGAGUGUUUAAGAAACAAAACGUUGCUACAAGUGUAUAUCUGUGUGUACAGGUUGGCAAGAGAGCAAGGAAGAACUGACUUUUUAUUUUCCUUCUGUAGGCUCUGUAUCCUGAGCAGUUUGUUUCCAAAAAUCCAGGACAAAAUAAUACUUUUCCUAUGCAAAUAAUAUUUCUAUAAUUAAUUAUAUUACUUAAUUUGUUGUGGGCUUGGUUGUUUUGUUGUUUGGGGUUUUUUUAAUAAUUCAGAUCUAUUUUUCCCAAACACUCUAUACGCCUGAGACAAAGCAUUGGCCUGGCCGCCCAGGACUGCAGGACAGGGUUGCCAUCUGGUGGCAACCACGCAGCCCGGAGCAGGAGUGAGCAGGCUCAUACAGGAUGACCCAGGCAGGAGAGAUUUUGGGCAGUGGGACCUAACCUCUGAAGUCCUGGAGACGCUGGAUGCCAACAGAUGGACUGCAAAAGGAAGGGUCAUCUCCACACAGGCAAGCUCAUGCCAGAGUCAACCUGGAAAAGGAGGGAGAAAAUGACUAGUUGUCUACAAAUGCAGUGGGAGUCUGAACUGGUCCUUCCAGGAGGACAAUGUCAAAUCUUGUGUCAAGAUCAUGCAGAUUCAGCUCACGUUCAGAAGUGGCUGUCAGAUACAAUAGUUCUAAGGAUGAUGCGAUCUCCAAAGCCAUGGUAAGAGAGGAAGCAAUUCUGAAGAAAGCCCACGUUCCGCUUUCACAUCUCGUUGUACCUAUACUCCUCGCAGUUGGCUGGAUAGUGGGCUGUGCACUAAUGGUUUACAUUGUCUUCUCUUGAUGGAAGACAGAAGAAUUUACAGUGAUGUUGAUUAGAAGAACCUGGAUAUUAAAUUGACAUUUCAAAAUUUCUAAAUUUCUAAUGUGUUAUAAAAUUAUUUGGUUUUAAUGUCAACAUUGCGAACACGGUGUACACUUUUUGUCCAUAACCAAAGUUUGAAAUGUGAAUUAGAGCAUUAGGAAGAAUCAUCAAAACAAUUUUUCAGGUUUCAAAUGGUUUGUAAUUGAUGGAGCGGUUUCUGGAGUCCAGCGGUAGGUCAGAUACCUGCCUGCAUUGUUGUUGCCACCUUGAAUUGAAGCAGUUUUGGAAACUAUUCCCAGAGUUAGUGAUGCAGCGCUGGACAAAAAAGUGAGUUAAGCUCAUUUGUAAGAUGUGCUGAGCAGGGGAAGAAGUAUCUCAAUGUAUUUGGGAAAGUAUUAAGUGAGUUAAGACAUUUUUUAAGUUUUGUAGUAAAAAAUAAAUUACUAAAUUUAAACCAUCA
Molecule: messenger RNA, 2051 nt
Organism: Strigops habroptila (Kakapo)
Lineage: Eukaryota; Metazoa; Chordata; Aves; Psittaciformes; Psittacidae
Gene: STRIT1
Product: small transmembrane regulator of ion transport 1
Exons: 8
Coding region: 1349-1570 (73 amino acids)
Biological process (GO): regulation of slow-twitch skeletal muscle fiber contraction; regulation of ATPase-coupled calcium transmembrane transporter activity
Source: RefSeq, a predicted model, not a curated record